Messenger RNA from Xyrauchen texanus (razorback sucker), 4583 nucleotides. RefSeq names its product vesicle-associated membrane protein 2. Gene Ontology annotation, cellular component: plasma membrane; SNARE complex. The coding region runs from base 281 to 619 and encodes 112 amino acids. The transcript has 5 exons. Gene Ontology annotation, molecular function: syntaxin-1 binding; SNAP receptor activity. Lineage: Eukaryota; Metazoa; Chordata; Actinopteri; Cypriniformes; Catostomidae. The record is from RefSeq and is a predicted model, not a curated record. Gene Ontology annotation, biological process: SNARE complex assembly; vesicle fusion; vesicle-mediated transport.
UUGUUCCCCUAAUCCGAGCAUCUAUUUUUUAUGUGUACAUAGUGACAGAAGCGAGUAGCUGUAGAGCGCCCUUAUUAUAAAGGGAAUAAUAGCGAGGCGCGGCACACAUCCCACACCGGUGGAAAACAUUAUAAAUAAAAUCCCUUAAAAAACGCUGGGAAUACCGCAUCACUGGAAUAACCUGGAGAGUGCAUUAUUUAUCCCGGAGAGGGAGAGAAACGCCUGAAGCAGCGCGUCCAUCCAUACACUUCUUGUAGACGCAAACAAAGCCCGGUUCAUAAUGUCUGCCCCAGGUCCUGCCGGUGCUCCUGCCACAGAGGGAGGUAACCAAGCUCCCCCCAACCUUACCAGCAACCGUCGCUUACAGCAGACACAGGCUCAGGUGGAUGAGGUGGUGGACAUUAUGCGUGUGAACGUAGACAAGGUUCUGGAGAGGGACCAGAAGCUGUCAGAACUGGAUGAUCGGGCUGAUGCCCUGCAAGCUGGAGCCUCACAGUUUGAGACCAGCGCCGCCAAGCUCAAGAAUAAAUACUGGUGGAAGAACGCCAAGAUGAUGAUUAUCUUGGGGGUGAUAUGCGCAAUUGUCCUCAUUAUUAUCAUUGUGUACUUCAGCACCUAAAUUGCCAUGUUCCUACCCCAGUCUGAGCUCAUGAAUGCCCGAUUCCAAGCCACAGAGAAAACACUCCCAAAAAAGAUGAGAAAAAUUACUUCUCACAUCAAUCUAUUUAUUUGCCCUCAAAGAGUCUAAAUCUGCCCCUUCCUCGAGCCCCCUUGCCCCCCUUCUCCACGGCCUCACAGCUCGGCCCCUGUCACUCCUCGUUCGUCCUGUCAGUGAGUGUGUGGCCUUGUCUCCUCUGUAAAUACCUCCAGCUUUUCUGAAAUACUGUUCAUAAUCCAGACUCCUGAUGACUUGUGACAACAACCGAAAUAAGAUCCCAACCCAUGCAACUACUUAGAAUAUGAUAAGAUAAAAUAAUAUAUAAUAAUAGAUAUAUAUAUUCAAAAUGUUCUUUGUAGAGUUUUAUUCUGAUAUAAUGGUUUUUGUAGUUUGUGUGUGAGUGUGCAUUUGUAUAUUUUUUUACGUUUUUGUAAGACUUAUUUUGCUUCAGGUUGAAACUACUGCCUCUUAAUCUGGGUGUUUGUAUUGUGCACGCUCUAUUUCACUCUUUUGAUGUCUUUCUCAGUCUUGCCUACUGAGUAUUGGUGUAUUUAUGCACAAGCGAUAUACUCCCUUAACUGAGGUUCUAAAUCAAUAGUUCCUAAUAUUUCCCUAGUCACAUUCACGCUAUCUCUGACCUACUUCUUUCUUUCUUUCUUUCUUUCUUUCUUUCUUUCUUUCUUUCUUUCUUUCUUUUCUACUAUUAGUGAACUGUCACAACAGAUUUGGACCAAUGACUGUAGAUGUUUAUCUUAAUUUGAUAUCUGUAGUGUCUUAUCUCUUAAAACAUUCCUUAAAAGCAGCGUAGAACUAUGCUGUCUAUAAAACACACAGUGUAAAGUAAGCGUAUUUAUCUUAAAGGAUUACAAGUAAGUAUUAAACAGCCUUAAAUAUACAAGGCAUAACUGUCAACUCGUUUUGACUCAGAUGGCAAAGUAAUUAAUCGCACAAAAAUCACUUGAGUUAUAAACAGUCCAUUGCCCUGUAUGUUAAGUGAAGAGAGACGUUUAAAAGUGCUUAGUGAUUGUCUAACACAAUUUUCGCUAUAGUUCUGCUGGUAAAGAUUUUCAAGGCCAGAGAUUCUCCAUACAGAGGGGAAAUAGUAUCAUGCAAAAAUAGCUUGUUUCCGAUGGCACUUUGUAACUAGUUAGACUGCAGGUGCGACUGAGAGAGAACCAUGUGCUGUGUGACCUUCUCACACCAUAUCAGCCUGUUAAAAAUACUGCCAAACCAAUACAUUACCCACAUAUGAGUUCAUCUGUCUGAAAGCACAUUGGUUUCUCUAACUACUUUAUAACAUGAGCUAGUUAGAACAGCUCUGGUUCUCUCUCUUAUAUCUAGAUACUGCCUUUUGAGUUUUUUAUUUGUUCUUUCUUUAUAGAUUAUAUUUGUAUUAUUUUUUUAUGUGAGAAGCAGGCAGAAAAGGGACCAGAUCUUUCAGAUCUUGAUGUGUGCAACAAGCGCCUUUGUGUCCCUCGCUAUUGUCCACCUCUCUGUGUCGUGUUUAUCGGGUUCGGAUGUAAUAUACACACUGCCAAGCACCUGAGGGGACACUUUUCCUUUCCCGGUUUUUGUUUUUCACCGUGCCCUUCCUGGUUUGCUCUUGUGCAUAUAUUAAGCCUCCAUCAACAUCCACUCAAUCUGUCGACAAAAAGAGAGCCUUGUGGAUAUGCACGUGAUCACAUCCCCUCACAUCUCCUUGUUAGCAUCAUUAGGUUUUCUCUUUUCAAACUGUAACUCUGCUGCCUCCAGCUUCCCGAGGCUAUUAUUACAGUAGAAUUUGUGUGGACUUUAUUUAGGAGCAUUGGUGUGUCACGCUUUAUCCUAACAGAUUAGGCUGCUUAGACUUCUGCAGGUAAAGGAAGGCUGUUCCCAUGGUAACCAGUGGGAGAAGGGAUCAGAUUAGCUGAUUAACUUUGACAGGAGGCGGAGCCAUUGUUUUGAGGGGUUGGGUCUAGAGUAACGAUUCCACUGGUGUGUAUUCCAUCAGUAUGAUCUGUAGGAAAUAGCUUGCGGGAACUACUUUGAUUUCGAUUUUUUUGUAAAGAUAGGCAGCCGGCUUAUUUCAUUCUUUCAUCUUGAUAUCCAUCGGCUUUUUUUUUCUUCUUUUUUUACAAGGAGAUAGCCUUAGUACAUUUCAUUUGUUCCCAUCCGAUGCAUCCCGCUCAUGUAGGGCUUCUUUAAAUUGAAAAUGACCAAAGACCAUAUUAUAUCUUGCUUAUACUGCCAACUGCCAUCAAAAACAGGUUAAGGAACUAAACAUUUCCCCUUGUUCUCUUACUGAUCUCUGGGUUUUCAAAAGCUCACUUCCAGCAAAAGAAAUAAACGGAAAGGAAAAAUAUUAGCAUUUUCAAGUUUACAUUUUAUUUUACUUGAAUAUUUAGUAUUAGUUAAAAAUUGACAAUGAUUGCUUACAGGAAAAGAAAUUUAAAACCCCGAUAUCCAAACCAACAAUGAUAGCACAACUCCUCCUUUAGGUAUCUAAAAUGCUGAGUAUGAAACAUGAAACUUAAAACUUCUUUGUAGCUGCUGAAUUAAAUACAUUUUAUUUAAUUUUAUUGUAUGGUGUUGUAGUGUGGGGUUCACCUGUGGGAAGGGGGUCCUGUUUUUUGGGGGGACAUUUUACAUUUACUUGUAACAUAAACGUCCACAAUUAGAACUAUAUGUAGAUGAUAUCAAAAUAGAGAAACUUUUAAGGCAAGACUAUAUAUAGAUAAAUAUUAGGCAAAUAUAAGAAUUCUUCUCCCAGGGGUUGUCAAUAUUUUUAAGGGAUGGAACUAAUUCAAGAACACGCAUUGGGGUAGGACUCAAACAUGACAAAUUAAUCAGAGCGUUUGAGAAUGCAUUCUAAUAGGGGACUAAUAAAAACAAUGUAUGUGCUUUUCUUUUCUGUGUGAGUGUAUGAUGACAUUUUCUCCUUGUCUUGGCACUUAUGUUUUGUUAAAAAAUGUGUGGCUUGAGAGCAAUGUCACCCUGUUAAAGAUAUUGCGCCUUCUUUAUUGGAGGGAACCAACGAAGACGCAGGACUUUACCAGACAGGCUCAAAAGCCACAGUGAUUUCUUUAUGACACAUGUCAUACAGUUGUUUAGACUGAAGUUUUUUUACUUUAUUUUGAGCAGGAAUUAGUUACGGCUUCACAGUUGUGCUCUGUGGCACAUAUUCAUUGUGCUUAACCAGAAGAGGGUGAAUUUAUUUCCUAUAAUUUUAUUUUAAAGAUAAGAAUGGUGACCUAAGAUAUUAAUACUGGAAACCCUACCUUAUUAAAGGUUAGAGGUUUUUUGACUUUCAGAAAGCUUGUACAGAGUGUGACUGAGUUAACAACUUGGUUAAAUGGAAAACUAUUUGGUUGUGAUUCAUUGAUUUGUUGAGGGUUUUUGGGACUAAAUAGAGAAUGCAUACAGGUCAACUAGAAAUGCAUUGAACCGAGAGCCAAGAUGCUGUAUUGAUAUAACAAUUUGUAUUUAAUUUGUUUAUUUAUUUGAUUUAUGAAAGUUUGUUUGGGGAGGAAAGUUUUAAGAUUAGAUUAGUAAUACCCCUGGUCGUCUGGCCUCUUUGGAGGGACUAGGCUUGAGGAUCAUGGGCAAUGAGAUCUUUACAAUCUGAUUUUAUGUUUCUUUUUAUGAAUUGUGUCAUAAGUUAUAGUGUAUUGUAUAUUAAACAGAACGAAGUACAUUGUAACAGGGAACCAUUUGGCGACUGGACAUACAUUAAAUAAAUUGUAGAGUAAAUCGUUCAAUGUCUAUUAUAUGGAUGGGAAAAUGUCUUGGGAAAAUGUAUAUAUAUAUACACACAUAUAUAUAUAUUGCACACAAAAAAAGAAGAAAAAAAAGACAGUUAUGAUGACCUGUGUUUAUUGUUCCAAGUUAGAAAUGAAAAUGUGUGUGUGUUUGAAAACAAUGACAACAUAAAAAAUAAAUAUAUAAU